ACGUGUCUCCUGCAGUGUUGAUCAACUGUUCAUUUAAAGGUCUCCUGAGCCUGUCUGCCCUUCUGCGCUAUCGUUGAAUGGAAGACGAUCCCAUUCUUCUUCUCGUCCGCUUCACCUGGCCGAAUACACACCUCCUAGUCAAGGGUACAUGUAAGUAAGAUAUCACAGAGGUGACGCAAGAGGGGCAUAUCCGGCAGAAUAGCUGCCUAGGUUACCGGCGCUAGCUCCGGCUCUUUGUUAGCGCUGCUGCGCUACGCACAUGACCAGCAGAGCGGCUACGUGCCAAUGCGGUAUGCCGAAGCUCGCACCACGCGACCAUAUCUCCAGUCUACUAAGAGCAAACCCUGCCACAUUGGACCGGACGUUACAGUCCGAAGCCAGUGAUUAUAUGGCCUGCUGGCCUCAUGGCAUCGCUGCAAAGACUGCUCCUGUAUAACAAGUGCAAUGGAGGUUCCGAGGAUCUCGACGAAAGGCCCAGAAAGAGAUCGAGAACAUCCUCCGCUGUUCCUUCGUCAAUCAGUGCGGUUACUCGGUCCGUUGGAGACACUUUGGAAGGACUGAACAGUCUGUUCACCGGCCUGCGCACGUAUGAGUUGGGCGGGCAGCCAGACGAGGGCGGUAUCAAACAGCAGGUCGCAAAUGAAGAAGCGAACUUGGUACAUGCCGAAACGUACGACAAAUGGAAGGCUGCAGCCAUCGAGUUGGACAGAUUGGAUGGAUCCGAUGUUUGGAAAGAAGUGACCACCUCCGAUGACUACAACGUGCACAUAGUGCAGACACGUCUCACCGAUCUGAAGGAUGCAUUACAUAGCCGGGACUACGAUCGUAUGCGCUACCUCGUCCGCACGGCGUUGACUAGAGACCUCGGUGGCAUGGGAAACGCUAGCCUGUACAAGCACAGCCGUAUCGGUACGAAGAGACUCAUCGAAGAUUACAUUCAGACGGUAUCUGAUGUGAUCGACACCAUUGUCUACGAGUCUGGAACUGGCUCGCUCAGCGGCGAGCAUCACCGGGCCUUGCACGAAGAGCUCAAGCGUGCUAGGCAGUCUUUCGGACGAAGUGCGCUUUUGCUGUCCGGUGGAGGUACUCUCGGCAUGAACCAUAUUGGUGUGGUGAAGGCUCUCUACGAGGUCAACCUACUCCCACGCAUCAUCUCCGGAGCCUCAGCCGGCAGCAUUGUGGCCGCUGUUCUCGGCACGAAGAAGAAUGACGAGCUCCAAGGCGCACUGGAAGAAUUCUCGAAAGGCGACCUUGACGUCUUCUCGGCGAAGGACAAUCCGGAUGGCGUCUGGCAGAUUGUUCAGCGGUUUCUCAGACAAGGUUUUUGGUACGAUGACAGUCAUUUACGGCGGGUCAUGGAGGACCUUCUCGGUGACAUGACUUUCCUAGAGGCGUACAAUCGCUCUCAACGAAUUCUUAACAUUUGUGUAUCUACAGAAGGUGCAUACGAGAUGGCAAGGCUGCUAAACUACGUUACAGCACCACACGUUAUUAUCGUCUCUGCCGUUUGCGCCUCCUGCGCCGUACCGUCAAUUUUCAAAGCCAGUACGCUCAAGGCGAAAGAUGCAAGGACACGAGAAAUUACCGACUGGGACUUAUCACAGAUCAGGUGGAUUGACGGCUCCGUCGACAACGACCUCCCAAUUACGCGCCUGGCGGAGAUGUUCAACGUCAAUCAUUUCAUUGUCUCACAAGUCAACCCGCAUGUUGUGCCCUUUCUGGACCGCGAAAGGGGAGAGGGUUUCGCUUCUAUCCUCGGGCGCGAUCCGCCAUGGUUGCACAGCAUUGCCAACUUGGCUAAAGGUGAAGCGCUGCACCGGAUGCACGUCCUUGCUGACCUUGGCAUCUUUCCAAAUGCUAUGAACAAAGCCAGGUCUGUACUGGGUCAGCGUUACGUGGGCGACAUUACGAUAAUGCCUCCUAUUUCCUCGACCGAAGUCGUGCAAGCUCUGACGAACCCCACGGAAGACUUUGUGAAGAACGCUUCGCGCAAUGGUGAGCGCGCAACAUGGCCGAAGAUAAACCUGAUCAAGAACCGGUUGGCCAUCGAGCUCAAACUGGACUCGGCGAUC
Molecule: messenger RNA, 2072 nt
Organism: Baudoinia panamericana UAMH 10762
Lineage: Eukaryota; Fungi; Ascomycota; Dothideomycetes; Mycosphaerellales; Teratosphaeriaceae
Exons: 2
Biological process (GO): lipid metabolic process
Molecular function (GO): triacylglycerol lipase activity
Source: RefSeq, a predicted model, not a curated record